This is a messenger RNA of Aspergillus aculeatus ATCC 16872, 1923 nucleotides long. Its product is annotated as hydrogen/calcium exchanger domain-containing protein. The coding region runs from base 354 to 1748 and encodes 464 amino acids. The transcript is spliced from 3 exons. Gene Ontology annotation, molecular function: calcium:proton antiporter activity. The record is from RefSeq and is a predicted model, not a curated record. Gene Ontology annotation, biological process: intracellular calcium ion homeostasis; calcium ion transmembrane transport. Gene Ontology annotation, cellular component: fungal-type vacuole membrane. Lineage: Eukaryota; Fungi; Ascomycota; Eurotiomycetes; Eurotiales; Aspergillaceae.
GCUGCCAACACAUUUGCCAAGACCCUCGUUUGGUCUUGAGGUCUCAAAUCUUCAUUUCUUAUAUAUAUAUGCGCGGGCUUCUGGUUCUAGCCCAUCAUGCCUCAGUAUCGAAGAUUACCUGCAUAUCUUCUUUGAGGAUUACUUCCCUCUUUGCCUCCUCUUCACCUCCGGCUUCCGAUGUCCAUGAUCAUAUCGGCUUUUUUUCGUCAGUAAUAAGACGUGCGAGCCUAGUUCUUCUGUCUUCCCACCCUUUUACCAUAACCUAGAACAGGAAAUUUCAGCAAGCGAUUCGUGAAUCUCGAUCAAGGGCGUUUGUGUGCACAACCCUCACGAUUUACACGUUGUACAGCGACAUGAGCCAGCGUUCGCAAUCCGGGCGACGGGAAGGUCUUCAAGGUGCCCUCGGGGUCUUAUCGCCAGAUCCUAUGCACGUGGCUGACGGGUCGCGAGACAAUACAGUGCUUCCCGCGCAUAAUAAACAAACCCGUAAACGACAUCAUGGAUUGUUUCGCAUCGAUACCGCGGGAGAAAGCGGCCGAACUGGUAUUCACCCGGUUCACUUCCUGCGGGUCUGCUUGCGAAGCACGUGUACCUUGUCCAUGCUGGUCAACGUGCUCUGGCCAUUUGUCCCAGCUGCUAUCGCCAUCCAUUUUGCACGGCCAGACCUACAUAUUUGGGUGUUCGCUCUCAAUUACAUAGCUAUGGUACCCUCCGCUAAUCUGCUCGGGUUUGCGGGGGGAGAGCUUGCGAAGAAGCUGCCCAAAGUGUUUGGCGUCCUUCUGGAGACAACACUAAGCUCUGUGGUGGAAAUUGUUCUCUUCAUGGUUCUGAUCCAUAACGAUAGAAAUGGCGACCUCAUCCCAGUCAUUCAGGCUGCGAUUCUGGGUUCCGUGCUGGCAAAUCUCUUACUCUGCUUGGGUCUUUGUUUCUUUUUUGGUGGUAUUACACGGGAGGAGCAGUCAUUUCAUGAAGCCGUGAGUGAAGUAGGAUCCGGGCUGCUGCUGGUAGCAGGCUUUGGUCUAUUGAUUCCCAGUGCCUUCUACUCGGCUUUGAGUAGCAGCUCAACACAUACACAGAUUACACCAGCACAACUAAACCAGUCUACUUUGAUCAUCAGUCGAGCCACCGCCGUGAUCCUCCUGGUCGCGUUCCUGAUGUAUCUAUUCUACAAUCUUCACAGUCACCACAGCAUUUUUGACGAAGUCCUAGAGUUCGACGAGCAUCAGGAUGAGGACAGAGAAAAGGAAAUGAAGCGUGCAAAGCUCACUCUAGUCGAAUGCUUCAUCGCUAUUGCGACAUCCCUCGCUUGUGUCUGCAUGUCAGCAGUUUUCUUGGUAGAAGAAAUCGAGCACAUUGUCGAUAGAGGAGUGUCCGACAAUUUUGUUGGUCUUAUCCUUGUGCCUUUGGUCGAAAAGGCGGCAGAGCAUUUAACUGCAAUUGAUGAAGCUUGGGACAAUCAGAUCAACUUCGCUCUCUUCCACUGCCUGGGGCCAUCUAUUCAGACGGCUUUGCUGAAUGCGCCUUUGGCAGUGAUUGUUGGGUGGGGUCUAGGCAAAGACUUGGGCCUGAACUUCGAGAUCUUCAUGAUUGUUCUGGUAGUGUUGUCUAUUCUUGUUGUCGGCAAUUUCCUCCGUGACGGUAAAUCAAAUUACCUUGAAGGGGGUCUGUGUGUUUUGGUAUACGUGAUUAUAGCCGUGAGCACAUGGUAUUACCCCCAGAUUGAGCCGCAAGGUGGGUCAGAUGCAUGAUUGGUGUAGCUAUUGAGAGGGCGUUUUCGUGUUAUGUUCAUACUGGAGGCGAAGGUCGAUUGCAGCAGACCUUAUUCGACAUCAAAUUUGUGCAAGUAAGUUCCUUGACUAGACGAUAUCUCUUGAGGGGAAAGUCAUUCCCGGGUGUAAUUUUCAGUAACGAUUUCGAAUUCCG